CGAGUUAGUAGCGACAUAGUUAAACGCCUCAAUGUUGUGCAUGCCCCAGUGCCAGAUAGCAGUCUCUGUCGCCGGUUUUGUGUGCGUCUGGCUGCUUCCUUCACCGUCAACUCGGCCACAGAUUGUCCCAUCUGCCUGCUUUUACAGCGUCAAGUGAUGACAGUCGUAAUAGGCUGGCACUGCGGCCCAAGUGUCUGUCCCAGACGCCUCGGCUUGACUUCACUUCGCCCUCCUUCGACUGGCUGGCUCGUCCGGCCUUCGGCAGGAAACUUGAUCAUCUUUGUGCCGACCUCCACUCUUCGACAUCCCAAGACAUUUCCUCUUCUUCUCUCUUGCCCACAUGACCCCACCUCCUUUGCCUCCAUUCCUCAGGCUGUCGCUGCCUCGUCUGCGACUGACACAGCUAAACUGACAGACAGAAAUACACAUGUACAGAUAGAUAGAUAG
Molecule: messenger RNA, 447 nt
Organism: Protopolystoma xenopodis
Lineage: Eukaryota; Metazoa; Platyhelminthes; Monogenea; Polystomatidea; Polystomatidae
Source: the annotation of a GenBank genome assembly